CAGCGCGAGCUGCGCGAGCGUUUUCUGUCAUGGCGGCCGCUGAAUGAAAAUUGCGGAAUUGCUAUUGAAUUCAUUGCUCGUUGUGAUUAAUUUAAUUAAAAAAGUGUCGUUCAAUCAAGCUAGUGCAAGUAACCUAUAAUUAAUCACGUCAUGGUUUGGGUAACUAAGCGUCACCGUGUAGAAUUUUAGUAAUUUUAAGUGUAUUUUCAUUGUGGACUAUGUGCAUUAGGUUGUAACCAUGACGCAGUUUUUACCUCCUAAUUUGCUUGCCCUGUUUGCGGCGAGGGACCCUAUCCCUUACUUGCCGCCUGCAGCGAAGCUCCCGCAUGAGAAAAAACAAAAAGGCUACGAUGGCGUCGGCGCUUUUCUCAACGUUUUUGAGCACCCAUCAGAAACGCCUCCGCCCACCCGCGUGGAAACCAGAGAGGAGCGCGCGGAGCGACGUCGCCGCGAGCGAGCGGAACAGACAGCUUAUAAGCUGGAGCAAGAGAUAGCACUGUGGGAUCCGGCGGCGAAUGCGAGGGCCACAGCUGACCCUUUCAAGACACUGUUCGUGGCCAGAAUUAAUUAUGACACGUCAGAAUCCAAACUGAGAAGAGAGUUCGAGGGCUAUGGAGCUAUUAAAAAGAUAUACAUGGUGUACAACAAGGAAGACGGAAAGCCCCGCGGCUACGCGUUCAUUGAAUAUGAACAUGAGCGUGACAUGCACUCGGCGUACAAACACGCGGACGGCAAGAAGAUCGACGGGAAACGGGUGCUGGUCGACGUGGAGCGAGCACGGACCGUCAAGGGCUGGCUGCCGAGGAGGCUCGGCGGCGGACUGGGUGGCACCCGGCGAGGAGGCGCCGACGUCAAUAUUAAGCACUCGGGCCGCGAGGAUAACGAGCGUGAAAGAGAACGCUAUAGCCGGGAGCAGAGAGAGAGAGACGAGCCGCGUGGCGGGCGUCGCCGCAGCCGCUCACGUUCGCCGCGCCGGCGCAGUACGUCUCGCUCUCGCCGCCGUGAGAAGGAAAGGGACAGGACGAGGGACGAAGAGCCCGCUGAGAGCCGCCGCCGGCGCCGCUCCCGCUCCCGCUCCCGCCGGCGCGACAAGGACAAGGAGAAGCACCGCGACCGCGACGCGCGCUCCGACCGCGACCGCGACCGCAAGCGGGCGCGGAGGGACAAGGAUAAGGACCGCGACCGCAAGGAGCCCAAGCUGCGGGUUGAUGAAAUCAAGGUUAAACAGGAACCAAAUACUGACUAUCCUGAGUUCACGUUGCCCGCCAUGGACGUUCAGAUCAAGCAGGAGCCAGCAGACGACGACGAAAACAAAUACAACCCGGAGGAGGCCAACGGGGAUGACUACAACUAUUAAAGUAUACGGCCAUUUACAUACUUUUUGCUAUUUUUUUCUCUCAGAACUCACUUUAACACUUUCAUUGCCAGGCCAAAACUCAAGUCCACCGCUGAAUGCCGGCGUAAAUACAAACAUCUAUAUAAGACUCCCCCGUGGAGUCCAAACGCGCACGCGGCGAAUAAACAACGCUGCACGCCAACAACUCCGCUGGGGAGUUCAUUUAUUUCUAUGCCGUAUGCCGACGACUCCUCUAGGGAGUCCAGGGCUGUCACAAAGGACAAAAUUGCCAACGCCAUGCAUUUUUAGUUGCAUAGUGAACAUAAAUACAUACUAUAUUAGGGAGGUAUGACGGAUACCUACCUACUCUAAACUUUAUUUACUAGGCUCGCUAUUGGUAUAUUAGCUAUUAGCAUUUUUGUAAUCCUAAAAAACGAGGUUGUCACUAUAACCCUGAAAAAUCGUAAGUUUCAUAAGAACUCGCUAGAGGAGUCGGAUGGCAUGGCCUUUAGUCAUCUAUAAUUGUAUAGUACGAACUCCCCUCGGGGGUCGCGUGGCAUGUGAACAAACUUUUCGAGAACUCCCUAGUGGAGUUCUUGGCAGUGAAAGUGUUAAGUGUCUUAGAAUCGUUUGCACUUUCUGUCUUGAGAACACUCUAGGUAACAAUUGUUAAACUUUAUGGGAACGAAAAACCUAUAAACGUAGUUAUCUAUUUCUCUCUGGAUAUAGAAUAGUACAUUGUGCAACGAGGGGGGUGAGUGAAAUUUUGGAAGCGAGGGUGGUAAUUCCGGACAGCCGCCGGCUGGAGGGAAUUGAAGACCCGAGGUUGCAAUAUUCUUACCCCCGGAGUUACACACAAUGUUUUUCAUCACACUUGCGAAGAAAAAUCUAUAUUUUAAGCGAAAUAAUUCUUAAAUACGGUGACGUUUCAAACAUUCGUCCGCUAUAAACAAUAUGUUAAAGGCAGUGUUUUUAAAGUAAGACUCAUUUACGCUACUUCGUUUGUAUGAAUUAGUGACAUAAUUGAAAAAGUUAUAACUCCCUAGGGAGAUGUACCUUUUUUUUUUCACAAUCCAUAACUCCUGCGGGAACAAUACAUGUCUUUGUCCUUCAGAAUACCUGCAUGAAAUAAGUUUUUCGAACAAGUGUGAUGAAAAGUAUUUUUAUGUAAUUGACCAGAAGAGUUAAGAGCGAAAAACAAUUUCCGUACAAAUUCUAUUAAGUUUGUAUUUUAAUUUUAAUCUUUAUGUUUCAAAGCUUCGAUUAGCCAUUUUGCUUGAAAAAUAAAUGCAAUACAAUUAACACUUGCAAAGCCUGGGCUAUCAAAAUCGCUGUAAACUUAGCUUGGUCUGACCCUAGAUGUGAAUAGUCACUUAAUCGAUCGUUUACGAUUAGCAAUUUGCACCUUGGUUACGCCAGUGGGGGGAAACUGCAGCGUUCGGGUAUUGUCGGCUCCGUUCGGCUCAGCAUUGCUCCGAGCAAUUAUUAGGGUUGGCAGAACUUGAUCCUUUGCGUGCACAACCACAGAUAAACCGCUCGCAGAUAAACUGUGCUGUUUAAGUGGAAUUUCCUCCCGCGGACGCUCCGGCUGUGGAAUGAGCUCCCUCCCGAGGGUAUACAGUAUGGGGUUUUUCAAAAAAGGAGUGUACAGGUUUUUAAAGGGUCGGCAUCGCGCAUGUAACACCUUUGGAGUUGCAGGCGUCCAUAGGCUACGGUGACUGCGUACCAUCAGUCGGGCCGUAUGCCUGUUUGCUACCGACGUGGUUUAUAAAAAAAGAAGAUGACUGGAAUUUUGACAACCCUAACUAAAGCGACAGCAUGAUGCGUCCCUGAAUCGCUGUCAAAUUUCGGUUUUGUAGGAAGUUUCCUUUCUAUACGGUAGUACUAUUACUUAUUCUGUGGGCCAGAAAAUGUAUGAAAUUUUAUACUAGGUAAAUUAAAUAUGAAAUCCAAACGGAAUGUUUUAACGAUUUUAAGUGUAAUCCAAAACUAAUAUUCGUAAGUUCUGAGAGAAAAAUUUAUAUAAAAAAUUGGAAAUGGCAAAAGUCCGACCAAGCUAAGUUAGCAGCGGUUUUGAUAGCCCAGACGGUGCAAGUUUAAGUAAACGUCACACUUGCACCGUCAUUGCUAUCAAAAUCGCUGCCAACUUAGCUUGGUCCAACUCUAAUAUAGUCGUAUUUUAUGUAGCGUGUAUGUUUUGAGCGUUUAACAACACUAUUGGACAUUAUUUUGAAGAUUUUUGAACAUUAUUUGAUAAAGGACUUACAUUUCUAGCAGAAAAUCGGAAACUAGCCAAAUCUAUUGUCAUUUCUACAAAAUAGUGUCUUCAAAAGUGGUUAAAAACACGCUCAUUACCCUCCUUUUUGGCUCCGCAGUCGGAUAAACUGCACCACGGUCAAACCCGACCGACGUAAUCUAAGUAAUAUUCAAAUAGAUGAAUUGUAUUUGCGACGAAUACCUUAUUGUAUUCUAAAUGGAUUAUUUUAAAUGCUGUCUGUAAAGUAUAAUGGUGAUAACUUAAGAAUUGUCUCUUGUCUAUGUGAAGGAGUUUGCAAAAAAACAUCUAACCGGCUCAUUAAAAAAACACAUAGCUUUUGAAAGAAAGGUCUGGCUUACCUAGGAACAAUGUCUAUUAACCAAAGAGAAUUUGAAAUGAAAUUUACUGUGGCUACAAAGCUUUCUUUGACAAUACACCUCUAUUGUCAAAGAAAACUUUGUAGCUACAGUAAAUUUACUGCCAUCUUUCGACACAUGAUGAGAACUUUUAGAACGCCAUUUGAUUUUGAUCAUUAUUCUUUCACUGGAUAUGUGUUUUUAAUUUGAUAAAUAUAUAAACGUGGCGCCAUCUUACCGGGUACAACCUAGGUUAUGGCGCCAACGUUCGAAACCAUACCUUUGGCCUUUGAUCUAUUAGAUGGCGCCACUUUUUCAUAUUUAACAAAUUUAACACAUAUCAGUGAAAUAAUAAGGAUCAAAGUCAAAUGGCGUUCUAAAAGUUUAAAUCAUGUUUCGAAAGAUGGCAGUAAAUUUACUGUGGCUUCAAAGUUUUCUUUGGCAAACCCCUAUUUCAAAUUACCUUACAGAAAACCGCAGCCAAAUAACACUAAACCCUACUCAUAGUGUUGUGUUCCUGCCGGUGAGUAAGGGUUGCCAGAGCUCAACCAGGGGGCGGAGUGUUAGGUUCGGCAACGCGCAUCUAACUACUCUGGAAUUGUAGGUAUCAUCAAGCAGGCCGUAUGCUUGUUUUCCACCGACGUAAAAAAAAAAAUUAAGGGCCAAAUAGUACAUUGUGUAACAACACUUCAUGAACGAGUGUGAAUUGAAGCCCGAAGCCGUAGGUGACGGCUUAAUUAACACGAGUUAGUAAUUCCUAUACCGCCGUACAUUACAGUCCGAGGUCGAAUUUAGGAUUUACGGACCGAAUCAUUUUCGUGCAAUAACACCUUUUACGAGCAAGCGUGAUGAAAAGAUUCAUAUAUAUUGACGUAUAUCGUGAAGUGACUACCAAAACUCACUAAUUGCAAAUAGUACAUUACGAUACAAAUGCGAAAAAUAGGAAAUUCGAAACGAGUGGCGAUAAAUUAAAACACGAUCGAAGGGAGUGUUUUAAAUCGACACGAGAUGCGAAUUGCCUAUUCGCACAUGUAUCGUACAACGUUUUACAGUACAUAUGCUAUGCUAAUUUUCGCACUAGUGCGGUGAAUAAAAGUAGCUACAUAUGUACUGUAAAAAUAAUUAAACAAAUACACUGUUUCGUUACCAGAACGGUUAAAUUCACUAUGAAUUUGUGGUAGUAAUUACUAAAUUCACUAUGAAUUUGUGGUAGUAAUUACUAAAUUCACUAUGAAUUUGUGGUAGUAAUUACUAAGUUUUCGUUGUUAUCUCACGAUAUAUUUACGUAUUUGGGACCAUUUCGUCUAUUUGCCUCUUUAUCGCUCGAAUACGCAAGAGUGAUAGAGAUGCAGAUAACAAAAUUUCGCGGUAGGCCCUCUACUCCUACAUAGACCACGGGCAUUUCUUAAGUUUUUGCUAUAGACGUUGAUAUACGGUGUUUAGACCUUGUGUGACGUCUGGAGUUUUUAAGUAAUAAACAAUUAAGCGCUGA
Molecule: messenger RNA, 5441 nt
Organism: Cydia pomonella (codling moth)
Lineage: Eukaryota; Metazoa; Arthropoda; Insecta; Lepidoptera; Tortricidae
Gene: snRNP-U1-70K
Product: U1 small nuclear ribonucleoprotein 70 kDa
Exons: 10
Coding region: 239-1357 (372 amino acids)
Biological process (GO): mRNA splicing, via spliceosome
Cellular component (GO): U1 snRNP; precatalytic spliceosome; U2-type prespliceosome
Molecular function (GO): mRNA binding; U1 snRNA binding
Source: RefSeq, a predicted model, not a curated record